Suricata suricatta (meerkat) is the source of this 2957-nucleotide messenger RNA. RefSeq names its product structure specific recognition protein 1 (gene SSRP1). Lineage: Eukaryota; Metazoa; Chordata; Mammalia; Carnivora; Herpestidae. Gene Ontology annotation, cellular component: nucleus; FACT complex. Gene Ontology annotation, molecular function: nucleosome binding; DNA binding; histone binding. The transcript has 16 exons. The record is from RefSeq and is a predicted model, not a curated record. The coding region runs from base 391 to 2520 and encodes 709 amino acids.
ACCUUGUGCUCGGAGCUGGGUCCAGGCGCGGGCGAGGGGCAGGCUCUGGGUUCUGCUGCUCGUUGCCAUGGCGCCCGGUAGAGCGCCCGGAGCUGGUUGUGGUCCGGGUGUGAGCGCUCCUCCAGGCCCGGUUCUCCAACUCCUGCUGGGCCUGACUUGUUGAGAAGUCUGCGGGGCCAGCCUGUAGGUUUCCAGGCGGAGGAGGCCCUGAGACAUCCCAGGCUCAGCCACGGCUUGCCACCUGGCUCCAUCCAUAGGUCCAGCGAGGUGUUGUCUCUGAUGUUUCUCCAUUUCGGUCUUGAAUUCAGAUUCCCAGCCUCUUGAGUAUCUUCACACUCAGCCAGGAGUUGGGGCCCAGCUCCCAGUGGAGGCCAUCGGGGGCCCAUCAGUAUGGCGGAAACACUGGAGUUCAACGACAUCUAUCAGGAGGUGAAAGGCUCCAUGAACGAUGGUCGGCUGAGGUUGAGCCGCCAGGGUAUCAUCUUCAAGAACAGUAAGACGGGCAAAGUGGACAACAUCCAGGCUGGGGAGUUGACGGAAGGCAUCUGGCGCCGAGUCGCGUUGGGCCAUGGACUUAAACUGCUUACCAAGAACGGCCAUGUCUACAAGUAUGACGGCUUCCGAGAAUCGGAGUUUGAGAAACUCUCGGAUUUCUUCAAAACUCACUAUCGCCUUGAGCUAAUGGAGAAGGACCUCUGUGUGAAGGGCUGGAACUGGGGAACAGUGAAGUUUGGUGGGCAGUUGCUUUCCUUUGACAUCGGUGACCAGCCGGUCUUCGAGAUCCCCCUCAGCAACGUGUCCCAGUGUACCACAGGCAAGAAUGAGGUGACCCUGGAAUUCCACCAGAACGAUGACGCGGAGGUCUCUCUCAUGGAGGUGCGCUUCUACGUGCCGCCCACCCAGGAGGAUGGCGUGGACCCUGUUGAGGCCUUUGCCCAGAACGUGCUGUCUAAGGCGGAUGUGAUCCAGGCCACCGGAGACGCCAUCUGCAUCUUCCGGGAGCUGCAGUGUCUGACGCCCCGAGGCCGUUACGACAUUCGGAUCUACCCCACCUUUCUGCACCUGCAUGGCAAGACCUUCGACUACAAGAUCCCCUACACCACGGUGCUGCGCCUCUUCCUGCUGCCCCACAAGGACCAGCGCCAGAUGUUCUUUGUGAUCAGCCUAGAUCCCCCCAUCAAGCAGGGCCAAACCCGUUACCACUUCCUGAUCCUCCUCUUCUCCAAGGAUGAGGACAUCUCCUUGACUCUCAACAUGAAUGAGGAAGAGGUGGAGAAACGCUUUGAGGGGCGGCUCACUAAGAACAUGUCGGGAUCCUUGUACGAGAUGGUCAGCCGGGUCAUGAAAGCACUGGUCAACCGCAAGAUCACAGUCCCCGGCAACUUCCAGGGGCACUCAGGGGCCCAGUGCAUCACCUGCUCCUACAAGGCGAGCUCGGGGUUGCUGUACCCCCUGGAGCGGGGCUUCAUAUAUGUCCACAAGCCCCCCGUGCACAUCCGCUUCGACGAGAUCUCCUUCGUCAACUUUGCCCGAGGCACCACCACCACUCGCUCCUUUGACUUUGAAAUUGAGACCAAGCAGGGCACCCAGUACACCUUCAGCAGCAUCGAGAGGGAGGAGUAUGGGAAGCUGUUUGAUUUUGUCAACGCAAAAAAACUCAACAUCAAGAACCGAGGAUUAAAAGAGGGCAUGAACCCAAGCUACGACGAGUAUGCCGACUCCGAUGAGGACCAGCACGAUGCCUACUUGGAACGGAUGAAGGAGGAGGGCAAGAUCCGGGAAGAGAAUGCCAACGACAGCAGUGAUGACUCCGGAGAGGAAACGGAUGAGUCAUUCAACCCAGGUGAAGAGGAGGAAGACGUGGCAGAGGAGUUUGACAGCAACGCCUCUGCCAGCUCCUCCAGUAAUGAGGGUGACAGUGACCGGGACGAGAAGAAACGGAAGCAGCUUAAAAAGGCCAAGAUGGCCAAGGACCGCAAGAGCCGCAAGAAGCCUGUGGAGGUGAAGAAGGGCAAAGACCCCAAUGCCCCCAAGAGGCCAAUGUCUGCUUACAUGCUGUGGCUCAAUGCCAGUCGAGAGAAAAUCAAGUCAGACCAUCCUGGCAUCAGUAUCACGGAUCUUUCCAAGAAGGCAGGCGAGAUCUGGAAGGGAAUGUCCAAAGAGAAGAAAGAGGAGUGGGAUCGCAAGGCUGAGGAUGCCAGGAGGGAGUAUGAAAAAGCCAUGAAAGAAUACGAAGGGGGCCGGGGUGAGUCUUCUAAGAGGGACAAGUCGAAGAAGAAGAAGAAAGUAAAGGUGAAGAUGGAAAAGAAAUCAACGCCUUCCCGGGGCUCGUCAUCCAAGUCGUCGUCAAGGCAGCUGAGUGAGAGCUUCAAGAGCAAAGAGUUUGUGUCCAGUGACGAGAGCUCUUCUGGAGAGAACAAGAGCAAAAAGAAGAGAAGGCGGAGCGAGGACUCUGAAGAGGAGGAGCUGGCCAGUACGCCCCCCAGCUCAGAAGACUCGGCAUCAGGAUCCGAUGAGUAGAGCAGGGGGAAGGAAGUUCUCUCUUCUGGGGGUUGUCUCUUCACACCCGCAGUCCCCCCCCCCCCCCCGCCAUGUUUUGGUACCAGUUUCUCAUAUGAAAUGUCAUCCUUGGAUUCUGUGCCACCUGGACCAGCUCUCCUGGUGGAACAUGCACUUCAUCUGGGGCAAUGGGAGGCAUUUUCCCUCUACCGCUUCCCGAGGAUGGCUCUUCAUAAUUUGGGGAGAGUUUGGGUGGGGGGCAGGGCAGUGCAGGGUGAAACACUUGGCGUGCUCUCCCAACCUUAGGGAUGUAGCUGCUGCUUCUCCUGCUCAGGCUGCUGCAGCAGGGGUCAUGUGCAGCCAGGCCCGUAGCUCCUACCUGGGGUCUGUUUCUACUUUUAUUUUGUAUUUCUGGUCUGUGAAAAAUCAACAUUUAAUAAAGGGAACUGACUUUGGAA